Messenger RNA from Closterium sp. NIES-67, 7008 nucleotides. Lineage: Eukaryota; Viridiplantae; Streptophyta; Zygnematophyceae; Desmidiales; Closteriaceae. The record is from the annotation of a GenBank genome assembly.
AUGCCGGCCUACGAGGAAGUUUGGGUCCGAGCUAGCGUGGGCUCCCUUCACUGUGCCAUUUAUGUUAGUAGUGUGCGACGUAGGUGUAGAAGCUUACCGUGUCUCUCGCUUCCGCCUAGGACGCUAGUCAUGGGACCGUCGCCACUGGCAAACCGUCGGCGAUCGAGGAAAGUAGUAUCAGCGAAGGGUAACACGUUCGUCUAGUAGUAAUCGUCAGCUCGAGAACCUUGUCGCUGGAAGCGGUAGCAUUUGUAAGCAAUGUAACACCUUCGGCCGGCACUCGCCGCGUACCCAACUUCUCCAACCUUCGCCGUGCACAGCGCUAUUUCGGACAGUCUAGAGUCGAGGCGUACUAUAGCGGGUACGACGAUGCGAACGCGGAAGCUGCAGAUUAGCUGCGGCGGGGACGAGGAGGACGACACCUUCCCCAGCCACGGACUAUGGGAGAUUAAGAAUGCUGACGUGGACAACGGCGGCCCCCGGGCUACUAGUAGUACUACUUGUAGCGGAGCCGAGCAGUCUUAUUUAGAGACGUUAAGAGAGAGCGGAGUCAUCCCUACACCUAGCACCACUACCACCGUAACAACCAGCACUACCGGCUUUAACUCCUCAGGUUAUGGCGACUCGGUAACUUCCGCAUGGGACCAGAUUUUAGGAGGAGAUGCCAAUACUCCUACGGGUGGCGGCGGCUUCGGCUUGCGUUCCCCUCUUACUCCCACCCCGCCGACUCCGCUCCACGACAAAAUCCUGCAGUCCACGUCGAUCGAGAUUGGCCACGUCGGCACGCUGACGUGGCGCCAGCUGGCGGUGGACCGCGACUUGAGAUUAAUCUCCUGGUGGCACCAUGUGCCCCUGCACAGCCGCGACGGGCUCCUUAAUUUCGUCUGCACGACCCCGAAAGGCUCCUGGAUUAAGUACGAGGUGGCUGACGACGAGGACUUUAAUCCGCUAAGAAUCUCCCAACUCCCCGCUACUGGCGGUCUAGACUCUAGUAGUACUUUCCCGAAGGCGGUCGUAGAAUCGGGACGCCACGACACUAAUCCGAAUGCGCGUUAUAAUCCUGGUACCCGUUAUAAGCCGGCGCAUUUCGCGGAGAAUACGACGCGCUUCAGCGUGGGGUUCCUCCCGCAGACCUACGCGGAUCCCGCGCAGCCCAACCCCGACUAUGGCGGGCUCGCGUACUUAGGCGGCCCGAUCGACGUCCUGCUCCUAGACCUCCGCGACGCGUCGCGAGCCGGAUACGCGUCGCUGGGACUGCCAUCGUCGAUUAAUCUCUCCAAUAGUUUCUCCUCGCGCGACUUGCGGACGGGGGAUGUCUGUCAGGUGAAGGUGGUCGGCGCGUUUGCCGUCGUCCACGGCAAAAGUUCCCUUUCCUGGAAGCUUCUCGCCGUUCCCGCGGCGCCGGCGGCUAGCGGUAGCGGUAGCGGUGCGGGCGGGGAGGAUGACGUGGCGGAUGAGAUCGGUGACGUGGCAGACGUGCACGCGCUGUUUCCGGGGCUGCUGGACGACAUUCGCGAAUGGCUGCGAUUCUGCGACUGUGUCGAUCCAGACGACGAAGAGAACGAAUUUGGGCUCAACCAGCGGGCGGGCGCUGCUGACGUGGCGCUAGCAAUCAUUGCGCAGGCGCACGCUUCCUGGCAGCUUCUAGCCGACGACAGCCCGCCGCCCUCCCCAUGGACCCCCUCCAACCUCGUCCUCUCAGCACGCGUUCUCCAGGAGAAAUGGCGCAAGUACACCGAGAAGCACUAUAACGAGUACGCGGACAGGCGCUAUAACGAGACGGCUUGUAAAGGAGAUGGGAGGGGGUUCAGUGUGGGGAGCUUGGGAAGCUGGCAUGGGGGAGGGGGGAGUGUGAGUGUGAGUGGGAGUGCGAGUGGUGGUAGUGGUGGUGGUGGUACUGCUGCUGCUGCUUCUCCCCCUCUCAGCCUCCCCUUUGUUCCGUUCAGUGACCCGACAACGUCGAGGUCUGAGAGGAGGUUUGACCGGGCGUGGGAGGAGUCCAGCAGAGGGGGCUCGUUCGCUGGCAGCAGUAGCCGCUCUUAUGCUGCUGAAGCUGCUAGUGAUGCUAAUUGUGGUAGUGGUGGUGGUGGUGGUGGUGGUGGUGGUGUGGGAAAUGGCUUGCGCUUCGGCUCGUUUGCUUCAAACGCAGCUUCAUAUGGCGGCUCGUAUUGGGAGUCUCGGGUCAGCUCUUAUGGAGGAUCAUCAGAGGAGCCUACUGCGCUUCCAGGCCCUACCCGAGGCACCUCGGAGGAGAGGCCAGAUUGGGGAGAGGGGCGGAAAGAGGGGAAAGGGGGAAGAGCAGAGGCGCUGUCGAGGGGGAAACUACCAGGGUUGAAGAGGCAGCAAGGCGCGACAGUUAAGGGAAGGCCGGAGCUGCGUGUGUGUCGGUCUGAUCUAGAGGCAGGGCGGAGACGAGCGGAGGGGAGAGGGGAGCUGAGGGCUUGUAAGUCAGGACCCAUGGGGGAGGAGGAGGGACACAGUAGCAGGACGUACGGGUUGUUAGAGCGCAAUGCAGUGCGGUCUGGUACGGUUCGAACCAGCACAGGUGCUCUGGAAACAGCAGGAGAUCCGGGGGUAGCAGGAGGUUUGGGAGCAGCAGGAGGUUCGGGAGCAGCGGGAGGUUCGGGAACAGCAGGAGGUUUGGGGGUAGCAGUUGCAGCAGCAGAAGGGCUUUCAGUCCGCCGAUGCUGCACCACAUUCGACUCCCCUUGCCCUUCGGACCAAUCACCUUGCAUGCCACCCGGCAGCAGGGUAUUGGCCGACACGUCGAAAGCACCAUAUGGCACAUCAGUUGCUGCUGCUGCUGCUGCUGCUGCUGCUGGUGCUGGUGCUGGUGCUGGUGCUGGUGCUGGUGCUGGUGCUGGUGGUGGGAUGAAGGUUCGUCGCAAGUCUGGGUCGUGGGAUUUCGGCAAUAUGACGAUUGGAGGGGUGUGGAUACCAGACGCACUAACAGCACAUAACACACUUAUGGCUUGUAACACAGUUACAACAUGUACCACUAUCGCUGCUACAAGUGCCCUCACUGAUGCUACUGCAGUAGCAGCAGCAGGCACUACUAGUGGUAACACCGUAACAGGUGGUAACAAUGUUAUAGCAACAGAGCACAGGCGAGGGCUCCCUCUCUUUCGCCAUAGCAGCCUAAACCAUUCCAUGCUCGGGGAUCUCCGGGCGCCCUUGAACAGGCUCGGCGCUCUCUGGAACGGGGCCGGAGGCACGGACCGUCCUGCCGAACUUGGCAUCCAGCGGCGGUGGGGUUGGAUGUACGGGCCUCUUGGUGGGCGCUUGGGUGAGGGGAGUGAGAUUGGCGUUGGGACAGCUGCAUCAGCUGCAUCAGCUGCUGCAGCAGCAGCACCAAGACGCGCAGCAGCAGCAACACCACCACCAACAGCAGCAGCAGCAGCAAGAGCAAGAGCGGUACCAGCCUUUGCAGCAGCAGCAGCAGUGGCAGCACACGGGGCUGGUGAAACCAGCUCCAGCAGCACUCCAAGACCCCUAACAGCCGAAACUCCUAGAGUAGGGGUACCUGGUGGCGGUAGGUGGAGACGGAGGAGCAACCACUGGGCGUCCCUCUCAUCAUCCUCGUUUGGAGACGCCUCGAUAGCAGACACGCUCGACCUCGCCUCGCCUCGCACCAACCUGAGCGACGCCUGGGACCAGGCUCUUGUGGGGGCGGUGGAUACCCAUGGGAGCUUCGCCCUGGCCGCCUGGGACCAGGUGCUUAUUACCUCGGUAAAUGAUGUGCUUGCGCCUUCGGUGCCUUGGGUGUCUGCUGGUCCCGUUGGCUGGGACCGGGUGCGUAUCACCUCUGAGAAUGAUGCUGCUCGCGUGCCUUCAGCUCGUGCUGGUGGCGCGUGCGUUGUAUCCCAGACGCAGCAGAUCCUGGCAUGCUCGCAAAGGCUGGCUGCGGGAAUAGAGGCCGCUGCUGCUGCUGCAGCGGUGGUGGCAGGGGGGGGAGCCGAAGCAGCAGCAGCAGGAGCAGAGACUGGGAGGGAGGAAUGUGACAAUCGGAUGCUUGACGGUAACGAGGUGCAGGUCUCAGCAGACUCAGAAGCAUCACUAGCAACAACCUCUUCGGUAGUCACAGCUGUGGUUUGCCAUGGGAAGCCGAGCAGCAGCAGCAGCUGCAGGGGUGUGGAGGCACGGCCGGCCUCAGCAGUGACAGUUGCAUCGGUAGCAUCCACCUCUUCAGUAGUCACGGCCGUUGCUUGCGACGGGGCGAAUCCCUGCCAUCCCACCUCACAGAGAAAGGCGGAGCAAGAGAAGAUGGGAUUGCAAAGCGAGGGGGGCAGAGAGCUAAGAAAGGCCGGAUCGGGAGAUUUGCUGCUAUUGAUAGGAAGGCCGGACACGGGCGAGCAGGAAAAAGCAUCGGUCAUAUCCUUUCCACACAUCCCCUCUCUCCCGUGCUCCCUUCCUUCCCCCACCUCCUCCGUUUCCUCGGCUACAAUCAGCCUUCCCCGAACCUACAGCAGCUCCGGGUAUGGGAUGAGCCCGCCGAACCUACGGGGGCAGGUUCGGAGUGAGGUGCUGCAGUUGCCAGCGUGGGUGGAUGAGAGAGGGGGGGUGAGAGAGGAGGGAAGUUUCUUGGGGAUGGGGAGAGAGAGGGGGAGUGAGGGAGUGGGGUUGAGUGAGAGUGAGAGGGAGUGCAGAAGUGGGAGGUUUGGAAGUUUGGGGGGAGAUAGUGAGGUUGGGAGCAGUAUUAGUGGUAACGCUACUUGGGAUUCCGUGCAUGAUAGUGGUGUGGACGAAAGCAGCAGAACGAAGACUUUUGACUGGAACGAGAUCACUCUAUAUGGGGGAAAUUCAAGCAGGAGAUCCCUACAGAGAGAUAGAGAAAGGGGGAGCUUGAGAGAGGAGGAAAGAGAGCAGGAGAGGGAGCGGGAGAGAGAACGGCAGAGGGAGAGGGAGAAGGUCAGGGAGAGAGAGGUGAAGGGAGAGAGGGAUAGAGCGAGGUGCAGGAGCAUAGGCAGCACCUGUAGCGAUUCUAGUGUAGCAGAUAGCCUCGAUGGUUGCGAUGUUUCGAGUACACGGGCGGAAGGCGGUACUAGCCCUGGUAGGGGCUUUCACGGGCGCAUCAGCAGCAUUGGAAGCAUGGCAGGUACUGAAGGUGGUAGGGGCUUCUACGGCCGCAGCAGCAGCUAUAACAGCAUGGGCAGUGUUGGUGAUGUGACUAUGGCGGAUGGAAGUGAUCAUAUCGUGUGCUCUAGCGAUGGGGAGGGCAGGUGGGAUGGAUCUGGAGGAAGAGUAGGAGGAGGGGGAAUAGGAGGAGGAGGAGGAGGGGUAAGAGGAGGGGGAGGAGAAGGAGAAAGAGGAGAAGGAGGGAUAGUAAGAGGUGAGGAGGAGGAGGAGCAGGGAGACGCUGAUGGGGGAUACACCAGUGAAACCGGCAGCUCCCGAAGCAGCUUCAGGUAUCGCAGGUUCGGCCGAACCUCCUGGGCCAAACCGAACUUAUCCCUUCCGAAGCUGUCAACCGCGUUGCUGUCUUCAAACUCUAGAGGGGGAGAGCACCUGACUCCCGGACCUAAAACUAGGCAUAAAUCCAGGCCUAAUUCCGGACCCGCUGAUGCCGAGCCUAGUGCCGAGCCUAACUCACAGAAACGGCAGCAGCAGCACCAUUCGCUGUUCUCCCCACACACGCUCCUAGGUCCGGUAAGAGGCUUGGAAUCGUGGGCCCGAAGCUCAAGCCCAGGUACGGCAAGGUACUACCAGGCACGAGGGAGGGGGUCGAGUGGGGAUUGGAGCGAGGAGGAAGCUAAAGGUGAGGAGCAAGGGCGGCGGAAGGGGGGAGAGCAGAGAGGGAAUAAGAGGGGGGCGUUUAGGAGGGAGCGGGAAGCGCGGGGAGGUGAAGGGAGGGGCGGGGAGGAGGAGGGAGAGAGGAGACGAGUGUUGCUACCACCACUUUCGGCUUCCCAACUGUCUAGGACUGCCUCUGCACCGAUUCACUCACACUCACUCGCACUCACACCCUCCCACUCACACUCACUCGCACUCACACCCUCUCACUCACACUCACUCGCACUCACACCCUCUCACUCACACUCACUCGCACUCACACCCUCUCACUCGCACUCACUCGCACUCACACCCACUCACACUGACUCGAGGCACCUAACUGCUGUAUCUUUUCACACGGCUCCUCUCUCUCACAGCCGUGACAACCCUGCUGACUGUGCUCCUGUUGUUCCCCCUCCUCUUCCUGCUACUUCUGCUUCUGAUGCGACUGUUACUGCUGAUGCUGAUGCUGGUUCGCGAAAGCAUCAAGGGUCCAGCAGCAAUGGUGGUCCAGUCAUGGCAGGUAACAACAGCAGCAGCGGCAGCGUGUGGGGUUUUACAAGCAAUGUUAAGUCGAACGAAGCAGCUUAUACGAGCUCGGGAGGAGUCCAAUACUCUACACCUGCUUAUAUAGGAGACGCCAGUACUGAGGACGGUUGCUCUACUGGAAGCCGAAGAAACGGGGAGGGUGGGGUGGGAGGAAACCGAAGGGACGGGGAGGGUGAGGUGGGAGGUGGCCGAAGGGGUGGCUUAAAGCAGUCACUAAGUUGGGGGGAGAGAGGGGGGAGCAGGGAUAUUCCAAUUUCUCAUCCCCUUUUGAAGGCAAUUCAGUUGGAGUUACAAGGUGCAGAGGGGACAGAAUCGGAAGGGGAGGGGAGGAGGGAGCAAGCGUGGGAGAGGAAGAGGGAGGAGGCGAGGGAGAGGGAGUGGGAACGGGAAAAGGAGAGGUUUGUAACUGGGGUUCUGGGCUUGAGGGAUGGAGAGGGGGUUGAAGAGGGGGCAGGAGAGAGGGGCGGAGAGAGCAAGGGAGGGGGUGGGAUGGGUAGUGGUGCAGUGUGUGGGAGUGCAAGUGAGGCACGAGAAGAAAGGACUAGGAAGAUGAGAAGGCAAGUGUCGUUCAAUUCGGUUGUCAAGGUGUAUGAAUAUGAUGAUGAUGAUGAUGUGAAGUAACAGUCUGCUAUUGACUCGACUCAAAAAUAGAGGUGUAUGAAAACAAGGAUGAUGUGAACCAACUGUACA